AUGGAGGCCACAUCUGUGCUUUUGUCGACAGAUGUCCUGCUCCGCAUCACUUCGUUCCAAGUUGGAGUCUACCACGACAUGGUCCCGUUGCUCCACGCUACGCGAAAGUGCCACGACGACGACGAUCACCUCCCGUCGUUCCACGUCACGUUUGCAAAAUGGCUCGAGCUCCAUACAGUGGAAAGGGUCCCUCUCUUACUCGCCACCGUUCCCCUCAUGCAGUCGCUGGUUGCAGUCUUCGCCGCAACGGCUGGCCACAUCGCACUGUUGCAGGCCACGAUGUCGUUGCGGAGCAAGUGUCGUAGCCACGAAAACUCGACCAGCCACUUGGUGAAUGUGGCCGCGCAGGCGGGGCAAGUGAAUGUAAUCGCGUUCUUGUUGAGUGGUCGAGGUGAUACUGCAGUUAGCCACGAGGCCAUGGUGGGGGCAGCCACCAACGGACAUUUGAACGUUGUGCAAUAUUUACACCAGCUCCGCCCCCGAGACGACUACACCACACACGUAUUGGACGUGGCGGCUAGCCAAGGCCAUUUAGACAUCGUUACAUUCUUACAUCACCAUCGACGUGAAGGGUGCACAACGGCAGCGAUGGACGGCGCGGCGGGAAAUGGACAUCUCAGUGUGGUGAAAUUUCUACACGCCCAUCGGUCCGAAGGAUGCACGAAGAGUGCGAUUUCAUUGGCAGCCGCCCACGGCCACUUGGAUGUGAUCGUGUGGCUGUGCAGGCAUCGAAAGGAGGGGUGGCACCCGGAGGCCCUGACACACGCCGCCGCCGGUGGACACGUCGACGUGUUGGCUUUCCUCCUUCGUCGUCGUCCCCGCGCCGGCUGCCUCAUGCUGGGUAUGGACCUCGCGGCAACAAAUGGACAUUUGAAUGUGGUGACGUUUCUACACACCCACCGCAAGGACGGGUGCACCGAGAAGGCGGUCGCGGGUGCCGUCCGGAACGGCCACGCCGACGUGGCCGCGUACUUUGAGCAACAUGGCGACGACCUCGUGCAUGGCGUGUGCUGUGCGUGCGGGUUCAACAAGCCCCGGCGGCACGCGUCGCCGUUUCAAGACGGUGUUGUGGAAGCGUUCGUUCCGUGGGCCACGUAUGGCGCCGUCCCCCAUCCAGUCACAGCCAACGACAUUUCAGCGAUGCAACGCCUAGUCUCGCCAUGGUUAGCAAUACACGGAGAAGCGGCCCUCCCGCGACUGUUCAAGGCGGUGCCUGCCGCAAGUCGCAUCGUUCAGGUGUUUGCAAUCUCGACCCCGAGCAGCUUCCACCUGUUGCGCUUGUCUUUGAACAUUGACUACCAGAGUUUAAUGAUCAUUGCCGCGACCAGUGGCCAAGUGGAUUCGAUUCGGCAGUUGCAAGCCUCAUAUCAUGAUCGAGUGGCAAUCCACGAGUCGGCGGCCCUCGUAGCGGCGGCAGCCAAUGGACAUUUACAAACUGUGAAGUAUUUGCACGCGUAUUGUCCCAACCUGCUUGGAGCCGACGCCAUGGUCAACGCUGCUGCCGGAGGGCAUUUGGAGAUUGUGAAGUUCUUGCACACGCAUCGGGGCGACGACGACUGGUCCACCGACGUCGUGGACGCAGCGGCCGCGAAUGGCCAUGUGGAGGUCGUACAGUUUCUCCAUACGAGUCCAACCCAAGGUUGCACGAUCUCUGGCCUCCAAAUGGCCACGAUCCGUGGCCAUUUGGACAUCGUGCGCUGGAUUCACGUGCAUCGAAACGACCUGUGGCGGGCCAGCGACGUUAUGGAAAAGGCGGCCCAGGGUGGCCAUCUGGCAAUUCUGCAGUACGUUUUGGACACGUCGCCAAAUGUCAGUUGUACGACCUACGCCAUGGACUUGGCCGCAACGCAUGGUCAUUUGGAGAUCGUCCAAUUCCUUCACGCGCAUCGUACAGACGGCUGCACUGACGUUGCCAUGCAAGGCGCUACAUCCAAUGGCCACGACCAUGUCGUUGCCUACCUCGUCGUCCACGGGCAUGAACUCAUCCACAGCCUUUGCGGCGUGUGCGGGUUCUACAAGCUUCGAAGCCAUUAUUGUGCCGUGUAUGAGCGAGCAAUUGCACGAAAGCCACAACGGAUGAGGGCAUGUACGGAGCAACUAUAG
Molecule: messenger RNA, 2103 nt
Organism: Aphanomyces astaci
Lineage: Eukaryota; Oomycota; Saprolegniomycetes; Saprolegniales; Verrucalvaceae
Exons: 2
Coding region: 1-2103 (700 amino acids)
Molecular function (GO): protein binding
Source: RefSeq, a predicted model, not a curated record